GAGAAUUCCUCAUACUGGAUCUAGCUAUAAAGUCCAUCCCGUUUGUGCUGUCAUGUCUCUCGCCUGCAUUUCAUCCUGACCUGCUUGAAGACGGUCAAAGUAAGCUGUACUGGAAUCAUGUCAGAGACUGAACACGUUAGAUCAACACGUGUCAUCAACAGUGGCUCAGACCAGGAUGACAAGCAGCUGCAGCAAAGGAAAAGUGUGACUAAAGAGGCAGGAUGGGGACACAUUGCUAUGCUGGACAAAACAGAGGACUUUUUCCAGAUCUGUGACAGCGAGGGAAAGGGCUUCAUCACACGCACGGAUAUGAGGAGGCUACAUGAAGAAUUGUCACUUACUACUGAAGAACUCGAGAGCGUCUUUGACUCACUAGAUCUUGACAAAAAUGGAUACCUGACGCUGGCAGAGUUUUCCUCUGGAUUUAGUAACUUUCUUCAUGGACGGAGAAUCUCCAUGACGGAGGAACUAAUGACUGCACCCUCUCAAAAAGCUCCAGAAGCUCUUGAUCAGAGUUCAGGGGAUGAACAGCUGUCAGAGAAUGAGGAUGAUGAUGAUGAAGAGAGACAUUUUUGCAUGUUGAUGGAGAGCUUGGGUGCUAGCAAUGUGUUUGAAGA
Molecule: messenger RNA, 617 nt
Organism: Sinocyclocheilus grahami
Lineage: Eukaryota; Metazoa; Chordata; Actinopteri; Cypriniformes; Cyprinidae
Product: EF-hand calcium-binding domain-containing protein 4B-like
Exons: 3
Cellular component (GO): trans-Golgi network membrane
Molecular function (GO): calcium ion binding
Source: RefSeq, a predicted model, not a curated record